This is a messenger RNA of Thlaspi arvense, 639 nucleotides long. Lineage: Eukaryota; Viridiplantae; Streptophyta; Magnoliopsida; Brassicales; Brassicaceae. The record is from the annotation of a GenBank genome assembly.
AUGGAGGAUCAUAAGCAGACUAGUUUCACCUUUGAGAUAGAUAACUUCUCUGAGAAGGAAUCUGUGAUAUCAUCAACAACAUUCGUAAGCGGCGGUUGCGAAUGGUAUGUUAAGGUUCAUCCCAAAGGAGAUCACAUUGAUGAUCACUUGUCUAUGUACCUCUGCGUUGCGAAUCCUGAAUCAUUACGAACCGUUUUGCCAACUGUUCUGCGCUCAGUUCACACUAAUGGGUUGGCCAAAGGCCGUGCCUCUCGAUACACUUCAAACCCUUCAAGAAAAAGACCAAAGAACCAAUGGGUGAAGACAACGUACAUGAAUAUCUUACUUGGUCUAAUCGAGACAUUGAACAAGCCUCUACAUAGCUUCACUGAGGCUGAGGUAAGCAACGCUGAGAGAGAUUUGAUCGAGCUGACAGAAGCAGGCUUUAAGCUAGACUGGUUGAAGAUAAAGCUUGAUGACGUUUCCUUGGGGAGGAAGAAAGCAAAUGCUGAUGGUUUUGGAGUCCAAGAACUCGUACAACACAUCAAUAACCUCAAAAUUGAACUGAACAAGGAGCAAACGAUAUCUGCUGCUAAAAUUUUAUCAUUGGAGCAGACAGUGUCUCAUCUCAAAGAUGAGCUUAACAAGAAGAAUCCCUAA